CAGAGCAUCACACUUCUUUCUGCGGGAAGGAAAACUGUCAUCUUCAGGAGGAUUAACAAGUGUUUCUCGUGUGCUUGGACAUAAAAUGCGACUACUUGACUUCAUGUUUUUGGAUUUUGACUCCUCGCCGCUUUGACAGGAGAUUCUCGCAAACUAAGUCCAUAUUAAUUCCGUGGGAGGAAUUUCAGGUUUUCCCGAAUCAAACUUUGGGAUAGGACACCCAGGAGCCGCUCCGGGAAGUAAACUAAACCAACACAAACAUUAGAGCAUGGAAACCACCAUAAUGGAUGAGGAACAGUGCUACUACAAUGAAAGCAUUGCCUUCUUCUACAACCGCAGUGGCAAAUACCUAGCGAAAGACUGGAACACAGUCAGCCGCCUGGUGAUGGGUCUUGGCAUCACGGUCUGCAUCUUCAUCAUGCUUGCCAACCUCCUGGUGAUGAUCGCCAUCUAUGUCAACCGGAGAUUCCACUUCCCCAUCUACUACUUGAUGGCUAACCUGGCAGCUGCUGACUUCUUUGCUGGACUGGCCUACUUCUACUUGAUGUUCAACACGGGCCCAAACACAAGGCGACUGACUGUUUCAACAUGGCUGCUGCGCCAAGGCUUGAUCGACACGAGCCUGACGGCGUCGGUGGCCAACCUCCUUGCCAUCGCCAUCGAACGGCACAUCACUGUGUUCCGCAUGCAGCUGCACACGCGCAUGAGUAACCGCCGUGUGGUGGUGGUGAUUGUCAUAAUCUGGACCAUGUCCAUAGUCAUGGGCGCCAUCCCCAGUGUGGGCUGGAAUUGUAUCUGCAGUAUUAAAUCCUGCUCCAACAUGGCCCCACUUUACAGCAACUCCUACCUAGUCUUCUGGGCCGUCUUUAACCUCGUGACAUUUGUUGUUAUGGUGACACUCUACGCCCACAUCUUUGUCUACGUGCGCCAAAGGACCAUGAGGAUGUCACGCCACAGCUCCGGACCGAGACGCAACCGAGACACAAUGAUGUCGCUUCUGAAAACCGUGGCAAUUGUGUUGGGUGCAUUCAUCAUCUGCUGGACCCCCGGGCUCGUCAUCCUCCUCCUGGACGUCUUCUGUGCCAGCUGCAACGUUCUCACCUAUGAAAAGUUCUUCCUUCUUCUUGCUGAGUUCAACUCCGCCAUGAAUCCCAUCAUCUACUCCUACCGCGACAAGGAGAUGAGCGCCACCUUCAGGCAGAUCCUGUGCUGCCAGAGGCAAGAGAACGUCAACGGGACGACAGCGGAGGGCUCUGACCGUUCGGCGUCGUCCAUCAACCACACGGUGCUCAGUGGCGGCUUGCACCACCAUCACCACAAUGAACACUCAGUGGUAUAAAAGGUGAUGAUAAUACAUGAAGGCGUUAAACUCCGAGAGAUGAGAAGGUCAAGUGACUCUGAACAGGAACGCAUGAGAUGGAUUACAGAAUGACAAUGGACAUGGUUUUAGCCAUGGAUCACGGAUGGACGCAAACGAUGAAGGAUGAGGAGGCAUUAUCUUAAGGACUUCAAAAGGAUGUUAGUAUUUUUGUUGAAGACAUAUUUUUUAUUUGCGUUUAAUGUGUUGCUGUCAGUAUCUGUGAAACUCGAAUAAUCUCCAGUUGAUCUUAUAUCCCAUUGUUACAUCCACCAAGCACAAACGUGCAAAGUUUUUUGUUUAUUCCAAGAUGAUGGAAAAACUACUCACAAAAGUUUGUGCAGGGACGUCAGAUGUAACAUUGAAUUACACCCCCUCCCCACCUAAGAAUGAAAAUGGUACAUUCCCAUCUGCCGAGUCACUUCUUCCACUUCCAAUGAACAGAAAGCUGGCUUACUCUUGCACUGGUUUAGCAUCAGCUUGUGCCUUCAUGAAACGUUGACUCACUAAGCGGAACCAUCUAGGACACAAAAAUAACCCCACCUCCUGAUUUGGAACAUUUUACAUGAAGCAGGAACCAAACCGCAAAGUACUCAAAGUGCUUUGACGCAUUCACCUACUGAUGACACAGCAUCAGGACCAACUUGGGGUUCGGCAUCCUGCCCAAAGAUGCUUGCUCGACAUGGACACAGAGGACUGAACCAGCAACCUUCUACCACCUGAGCCAUGCCGCCCCACAUCAUUUGUGACCCACAUUUCCCCAUUUCAAUCAUCAAUAUGUGUUAUGAAGCUGGAAAUAAUGUAAACAAUAACAUUUUCUACACGUUUACUUCAUUGUUUACUUCAUCUAUAUGAUGGUUCAACACCAGACUUUAUUUUUCGUCUGGUUUUGAGAACCCCGAAAACCUGUUUCAUUGUUAAAUGGACUGUAUGCAUCGUGCUCCUCCAUGAGGGCGCCAACAUUGGAACGUAUGAAUAGCAUUACAUACUGUACAUUAGCUAUGUUUGCUGUCAGCUCACAGUAGCCAGCAUACAGCCAACAAACCAAAUUGUCAUUCAUUCAUUCAUUUUCUACCGCUUAUCCUCACAAGUGUUGUGGGGGGUGCUGGAGCCUAUCCCAGCUGUCUUUGGGCAAGAGGUGGGGAGUACACCCUGGACCAGCCAAUCACAGAGCACAUAUAGACAAACAACCAUUCACACUCACAUUCAUACCUAUGGACAAUUUGGAGUCGCCAAUUAACCUAGCAUGUUUUUGGAAUGUGGGAGGAAACCGGAGUACCCGGAGAAAACCCACACACGCACGGGACAACAUAGAAACUCCACACAGAUAUGGACGGGGGUGGAAUUGAACUCGGGUCUCCUAGCUGUGAGGCUCGCGCGCCAACCACGCGCCAACCACUUGCCCACCAUGCAGCUUUGAAUUUUUCAAUGAAAGUAAUUUAUAGCGAGAUGCAUACAGUCCCUUUAAGAGCCAAUCUCAUGCAGCAUUCAGAUAUUAAUGUCUACAAGGUCAAAGUGAAGCACCUUUCCAACGCCAGUGAACAUCUUGCCCUGCAAAUGUCCUAAAAUAAACGACAUGAAUGCAACCAAACAUCUUCAGGCUGCCAUCAAAACUAAAUAUAUGAAGGAGUCAAAAAGCUGCAAGAAAUCCCAACUUGUUUAUUUCCCUUCUAAGGCAUUAAAGACGACUUGUUUCCAGGUUGUGACCAAAGAAGGGGGGAGGAGGUUGUUUGCAGUUUCACGGCAUGCAGGCUUGGAGGCACUGUGUUAUGCAGAGAGAAGGUGAAGGUCAUCUUAUUAGUGUUGUGAGUGUUAACAGACUACGGGUCGUGACAUGAAAUGUGACGACCUCUCUGUCUUCUAUCUUUUGUUUUUGUGUCUGGCUGUGAGUUAGAAUUGGCUGGAGGUCACAUGGGUGCGGAAACAAAUACGGUUUACUUGAGGAUCCUAUGAAGUUGACAGAAUCUCUGGUGCCUCAGCACAUCUGCUCUGAUGUUUCAUUUCCAUUGGAAUGAAAUCCUUUUAUUUGGGGGAAAGGUCACUUUGAUGAUAUCACAAUUUAGAAAACACCAGAGCCUUUGGCCCAGAGAGUGAAUGUUCCACACCAGUAUUGUUAGCACUAUGAAGUAACUGUUACAGUAUGUACAUACAGUACAUAGAUAAACCAUGUUUUUUUUUACUACAUGUGGUUGACUUUUUACGAAGUAUUUACAAGAAGGAAGCAUGGAGCGUUUGAGUACGCUGGUAAACCUCACCUUCUGACGCCUUAAGAGUCACACUGGGCAGCUCAGGCUGGACGGCUAGCGCUCUCGACUGUAAUUCUGCUAAUUUCAUAAUAACAUAAUAAUAGCACGGGUUACUGUUGCAGCCAUAACUCAUGACAAGCUGAAACCCAACUCUCAACCCGACUGUGUCACUUACUGUCAUCCCCCCACUAAGGCCCCCUCGGGAACGCAUCUACUUACACAUGAGCUCAACUUUUAUUUAUGUCUUAAAUGGCUUAUUUUCCCUGAUUAUUUCUACUAUAUUGGAUACUAUGAGUGGAAAAGUGACAAUAGGGUGUUAUUUUAUGUCAUGAAGGCUCUAAUGUUAAAAAGACAUACUUAGAAGUUCAUAAACAGGUUUUCUAUGCUAUGCCACAACGAUAUCGUGUUGUUUCUUUUUUUUCACUCUUUAAGAGCAAAACGUUUCCAUGUGACCCGGAUGAUAGCCUACCAAAUCCUCAUAAGGCUGACUGACUCAGUGACUGACUUCAUGCAGGGUUGAGAGCUGUUUUAUUUCUGCACGCCCUCGCUGCCUUAUGCCAAGAUGAAAGCUGAUGUUUUGUCCCCGCACCGAUCCUCACCGAUGCCAGUAAGUGCUGCUUGCUCAUCCGAGGAGCUCUGUUUAGACGAUAACAGAAGUUGAGGUCCCUGUAGAAAGAUUAUAGUGUUCUCUUCUUAAGCAUCGGCGUCAGGCUUAUCAUGCUGCUACACAUGUUUGGCCUGGAGCAACUUUAUUGACAGCUGUUUGAAGGUUGUUUUAGGAUUGGACUUUUAAUCAUCUGGGGCUCUCUGCACUGUAAAAUAACCCAAAUCCACACCACCAGGCGUAGUCCUAUAUUUGUUGUCCAGUUUCGAAGAAAAAAGUACGGAUCGGGGUAUAUAGCGUACCAACUACAUGUGCCUGCUCAUUAGUGUUUCAGUGUGUGUGUAAAAGUGGAAGUGUAUCUGUACAGUGUGUGUGUGUAUAAAUAUAUAUUAUGUAAAUUAAAUCACCAAAGGGAAAGUGUACGUUUUUCAGAGUCUACGCUGUCAAGAGUACUGUAGAAGUUGUGGUGCCUUAAAGGGGAACUUCUUUUGGAAUUUUGCCCAUCAUUCACAAUCUUUAUGUGAAACAUGAACACAUAUUUCCCUUUUCUGUGCAUUAUAACAUACAGCAUCAUAAACUAGCUGAAAUUAACUAAUUUUCUCAUGUUGUAAUACACAGAAAGGGAAAGAAAUUCAAAGAUUGUGAAUGAUGGGCAACGUUCCCCCCAAAAGUGCACUUCCCUUUUAAGCUCUUCUGUAAUUUACUGACACUAUUCAAGUUCUAAACUUGAUUACUUCUACAGCUGCCCUUUAAGCGCCUUUGAAUUACUACAACCACACUUUCAUUGUCAGUGGAUGUCAUGUUCUUAAUAAUAGUAGUGAUGAUUCUCUUACGCCAAGGGUGUCCAAAGUGCGGCUCGUGAGCCAUUUGCAGCCCAUGACUCUUUUUUUGGUUGGCUUGGGGCACAUUUUUUAUAAAGGUACUACUACUGCUACUCUGAAUUCCAGGUAUUUUUGGCUAAGAAGAAUUGCAUUGUUGCAAAGUUUGCCUCCAACCUAACAAGCCAUACAAGUAGUCUGUACAAUAAUAACAUGGAUUGAAAUGAACACACAUUACUGUCGGUUCUAAUGGAAGUCAAUGUCAAUUGGUGUUAUCCCAGCAACAAUAAAGCACGAGAAAAUACUUUUGUUUUCUACUUCUUCUUUUUGAUGUAAAAAAAAAACUGGAUCAAUGAUGUACAAUGUGUGGUACUG
Doryrhamphus excisus (bluestripe pipefish) is the source of this 5400-nucleotide messenger RNA. It is a transcript of the gene lpar1, whose product is annotated as lysophosphatidic acid receptor 1. Gene Ontology annotation, molecular function: lysophosphatidic acid receptor activity. NCBI's taxonomy places the organism in Eukaryota, Metazoa, Chordata, Actinopteri, Syngnathiformes, Syngnathidae. Gene Ontology annotation, biological process: G protein-coupled receptor signaling pathway. The record is from RefSeq and is a predicted model, not a curated record. Gene Ontology annotation, cellular component: membrane.